This is a messenger RNA of Penicillium pulvis, 534 nucleotides long. RefSeq lists its product as uncharacterized. The transcript has a single exon. The record is from RefSeq and is a predicted model, not a curated record. NCBI's taxonomy places the organism in Eukaryota, Fungi, Ascomycota, Eurotiomycetes, Eurotiales, Aspergillaceae. The coding region runs from base 1 to 534 and encodes 177 amino acids.
AUGAAGGUCCUUGCAGGUCUACUUAUUGCGAAUGCCAUAGGCUUCUCUCUAGGAACUGAUGUGUCCCUUCAUGAACGUUCGUGUACCUACACAGAAUACAGCACGAGCUGCAACACUGCCGGUACUGAUGGAAAUCGAGUCAUCAGCGAGGCUCAGUUCAACUAUAUGGUUGUGGAGUUGGUGUCUACAAAUGACGGCUCAGACACCACAGGUAUCUGCUUCACUGCAACGAAUAUGAGUUGCGGCGAUGAUGACCAAUACACAUGCACUACGCGAUCUCUUAUGCAGUCAGAAAUCAGCACAGCCCUAGGAGCAUGUGCGGUGGAUCACAUUCGCACAGCGUUUACCAAUUUGUAUUCCGAGUGCGGCGGCGCAGGAGGUAUUCGAAGCGUCGAAAUAGGCGGCGAGGGGGGCAACGUGGUGGAUUAUACUCUAUACGCCUUAAGCGAGUCAGUUGAUGCUUGCCCCAGCGACUACCUUCGAGCUUCGGUCGCAUGUGAUGGCCAAUGUGUCAAUAAUGAUUCGACCAUCUAG